Molecule: messenger RNA, 720 nt
Organism: Rhagoletis pomonella (apple maggot)
Lineage: Eukaryota; Metazoa; Arthropoda; Insecta; Diptera; Tephritidae
Exons: 2
Coding region: 1-720 (239 amino acids)
Cellular component (GO): nucleus
Source: RefSeq, a predicted model, not a curated record
AUGGAAGACCACAAGGACAUUGCACGGGGCUACGUAAAGGGAGACAAAACGAAAGUAGACGCUCUGUGGAAGGAGUUAGUCGUCGAACUGAACGAGCAUGGUCCUCCCCAAAAGGAUGUUUCUGGCUGGAAAAAAGUUUGGAUGGAUUGGAAGGCGUUCAUCAGGAAAAAAGUAGCGCACAAUAACUCGGAAGCCAGAGCAACUGGUGGAGGACCAUUCAACAAGCAUGUCCUUACACCAACAGAAGAUGCUAUAGCCCAAAUGUGCGGAAUUUACACUGUGGUGGAGGGCAUUUCAGGCACACAAGUCUUUGGUGUGUCUUCUGAAAGAAACCAGGAGGCAACCUCCGAAAGCUCCGACGAAGAUGCUGUCCCAUCCACAAGCCGUGCAGCUAUAGCAGCGCGAUCCCGUCGACGGGAACCUAUGGUGACUGAUGCUCUAAAGUCGAACAUUAGCGAGCAAACAAAUGCAAUGAAUUCCUUAGCAGAAGGACUUACAGAAAAUGUGGAGGCCACAAAGAAUGUAAGUAGUGGCAUUAGCAGCCUUUUUGAAGCCGUUAAACAAAUGACAGCUGCGUUAGUGGAAGGGAAUGUUGAAAACAAGCGUCACCAUGCUCAAAUGGAAAGACUACGCCAAGAAGAAAACAAGCUAAAACUUAAGGAAAUUGAAAUAGAAGAACUUAAGAUGUAUUUAAAAAACCAUUCUAAACGAAGUAGCUAA